CCUGGCGGUGGAGAUCAGCUCCUGAUGUUCUGCGGUGGAGAUCAGCUCCUAUGUUCUGCUGGCUUCCCUCAGUGCCUCCCCUCUGUCUACCACUGACCUGGGCUACGCCUCCCGCAUCGUCAGGUGGCUGGACACAGUGGUGGCCCUCCAGGCCCUGGCUUUCUACUCCACCAGGGUGUACAGUAGAGAGGGUUACAGCACAGUCACAGUACAGUCUCCCAGUGGGGCACAGCACAUCUUCGAAGUGAACCAAAACAACAAGCGUCUCUACCAGGAGAGGGCGCUGCAGUACACAGAAGGGAAGUACAUCGUGGAAGGGCAAUGCAGGUGGCGCUCCACUACAACAUCCCUACUCCUACUGACAGCACAAAGCUCAGUAUCCAGGUGAAGCCAGAGGUGGACUGCAACAGUAACUCUUUGAGACACAGAGUCGCGCUGAAAUUCCAGUCUCAAUAUCAUGGAAAGGAGCUGACCCCCAAUAUGAUUAUAGUGGAUUUGAAAAUGCUGUCUGGGUUUGUCCCAGACCCAGGCUCUUUGUGGAGGUACCCAUCACUAUUCCUAACUUUCAACCACACCCUGGACAUCAUACAGGAGCUCCCAGUACAGAAUCUAAAGCCAACGGUGGUCAAGAUCUACAACCAGCCAUGCAAGUUUAUGUCUAACCUUCCCCAAAAAAUGCAAGAAGACAAUUACAUUCACAGAGGUCACACCUGCAACCGCUGAGACAUCCUUCAAGCACUAAAGUAAACUAUUUAACUG
This is a messenger RNA of Salvelinus sp. IW2-2015, 759 nucleotides long. The record is from RefSeq and is a predicted model, not a curated record. Lineage: Eukaryota; Metazoa; Chordata; Actinopteri; Salmoniformes; Salmonidae.